AUGAACACAACAGCUAAUGGAUCGAACUUCUGGAGUUGUAGCAGUCUGAUCAAUUUAUCGGCAGUGAGAAUUGGGGAAAUCAUCAGUUAUAGUCUGAUCCUUGUUGUUUCGCUGAUUGGCAAUUCUCUCAUCGGAUUAAUCGUUUAUAAAACGCCAAACAUGAGGAAACCCAUAAAUUAUUUGAUCACAAACAUGGCCAUGUCCGACCUGUUGUUUCCUUUAUUUACGAUUCCCCCGCUACUAUCAGUGAACGAUGACUGGCUUAUUAGUGGUCCUCUUGGUCUGGCCUUGUGCAAGCUUUAUCUUUACUUACCAUUCGUUUCCUACAGUGUGUCGGGUCAGAGCCAUAUUCUGAUAGCAGUGGAUCGCUUUGUAGCCGUGGUGUUCCCACUUCGUUCCCCAUUAAUUGGUCGCAAAUGGUUUCCCUUAAUCAUUACCGCCACUUGGAUCGUUGCCAUGACUCUUCAUACACCAAUGUUGGUAAACGGCAAAGUUUUUUACGAUGAUGGCAUGUUUUGUGGAUAUUUCUUGGAAGAAGCCUGGCCCAGUGUCGUAGCCUCUACUUACAUCACUAUCGUCCUGUUGGUCAUUCUGUACUCCAUCAUCCUCAUCAAGCUCAAACUACAAGCACCUCCAGGUGAACAGUCGACCAAUGUCGAGAAACAACGCAAAAGAAGAAACAAAAAUGCGUUAAGAAUGGCUAUUGCUAUCGUCCUAGCAUUUCUAUUUUGUUGUGUGCCGAACACUACAGCUCGGUUAAUUAUGAUGUUGAACAAUUCCGUUUCGUAUAGUUGCAGUUUUAAAUUAUUCACUAUUUUCGCACAUCUCAUGUACAUCGCAAACUGUACUGUAAACCCGUUUAUUUGCCUUAUUUUUAGCAGUAAUUAUCGUCAAGGUCUAAGGAAACUUCUAAAAUGCUAA
Molecule: messenger RNA, 921 nt
Organism: Porites lobata
Lineage: Eukaryota; Metazoa; Cnidaria; Anthozoa; Scleractinia; Poritidae
Source: the annotation of a GenBank genome assembly